Molecule: messenger RNA, 3636 nt
Organism: Aegilops tauschii subsp. strangulata
Lineage: Eukaryota; Viridiplantae; Streptophyta; Magnoliopsida; Poales; Poaceae
Source: RefSeq, a predicted model, not a curated record
GAUUCCCAAUCAGCCUAUGGCGCAAAUGAGCCCAGACGCGGUUCCCUCCCGCCACCCUCUCGCCGCCGACCCGCUGCCGGCGCUCCGCCGGCUCCGGGCCGCCGCGCCGCGCGUCUUCGGGCAGCUCCACGCGCUGCUCCUCACCUCCGGCCUCGCGCUCCACUCCCCCAACUUCACCCUCCUCCUCCGCCUCGCCUCCUCCUCCGUCCCCUCCCUCUCCCACCGCCUCCAGCUCCUCCUAUGCUCCCCACUGCCGCCCACACCGCUUUUCUCGCCAACUCCCUCCUCCUCGCGCACCUCCCUUCCGCGCCCCCCCUCUACUCCCUCCUCUUCCUCGCCUCUCCCCCGCUCCUCCGCCCCAACGAGUUCACCUAUCCGGCCCUCCUCCGCGCCUCCCCACCCCGCACCGCGCUCGCGCUCGCCACCCAUUCGCUUAAAUUCCUCGGCGCCGGGGCCGCCUCCAGCGACCGCGUCCUCGGGUCCGCGCUGCUCGACGCCUUCGCCCGCUGUGGCAGGAUCGCGUCCUGCCGCCGGGUGUUCGACAGGAUCGCCGAGCCGGACCUGCCGGCCUGGAAUGCGCUGCUCACCGCCUACGCGCGCCGGGCCAGGGAUUCGUCGUGCGCCGGCGAGGCGGCGGAGAUUCUUGAGCUGUUUGCGCGCAUGGUCUCAUCGACGGUCCCGCCAAACGAGAUCACGCUCGUCGCCGUCGUCGGCGCAUGCGGGGAGCUCGGCGCUCUCGGGCACGGCCUGUGGGCGCACGCGUAUGCUCUCAAGCGCAGGCUGACCGUGAACUGUUACGUGGCCACCGCGCUCGUGGAGAUGUACACCAGGUGCGGCAAAAUGGACCUGGCCGAGCAGGUGUUCGCUGGCGUUACGGACAUGGACACAUGCUGCUACAAUGCCAUGCUCCAGGGCUUGGCAUUCCAUGGGCAUGGCCGAGUUGCCCUCACCUUGUUUGACAGGAUGUGUGCCGAGGGCUUCCCGGUUGAUAGCGUCACGGUGCUGGCGGUGAUGUGCGCGUGCGCCCACGCUGGGUUGGUGGAUGAAGGGCAGUGGCUCUUCGACAGAAUGGAGAUUCAGUUUGGGGUCACACCGAGGAUUGAGCAUUAUGGAUGCAUGGUUGACAUACUGGGCCGAGCUGGUCAUCUUGAUGUUGCCGAGAAGCUUAUCCGAGGGAUGGACAUUACGCCGAACGCCGCAAUGUACAGGUCUUUGAUACGGGCAUGUGGGAUUCAUGGCAAGCUAGAAAUUGGGGAGAGGAUGAUCCAAGAGCUGAUGAGGCUCGAGCCAGAGCACAGUGGAAAUUAUGUCCUGCUGUCCAACUUCUACGCGAGAAUGAAACUAUGGGAGGACGCAAAGAAGGCGAGGAAGGAGAUGAAGGCCAUGGGCAUUGACAAGAGCCCCGGGUCAAGCCUCCUUGACAUCAAUGGUGUUCUCCAUGAAUUCUUGAUGGGUGACAAGACACACCCUGCCUCAAGGGAGAUAUACGCCAUGAUUCAAGAGAUCCAAGCCAGAUUGAAGGAAUGCGGGCACCGGCCGAGCACCACGGCUGUGAUGUUCAACGUCGAGGAGGAGGACAAAGUAGGUGCGCUGUCCUACCACAGCGAGAGGCUCGCCAUUGCCUUCGCCCUGAUCGCCUCCUCUCCGGGUGCGCCCAUCAGGAUCAUCAAGAACCUCCGGGUGUGCAGUGAUUGUCACGAGAGCACGAAGCUCGUCUCCCGGGUGUAUGGAAGGGAGAUCAUCAUGAGGGACCGCACCCGGUUCCAUCACUUCAGAGAUGGCCAUUGCUCAUGUGGAGAUUUCUGGUGACUGGUCAUUAGCUGUUUGCCAUGUGCAUAAGAAUGUGUUGUAGAUUCGUGUUCCUACUUGUUCUGUGUCCUACUCCAGACUGGACGAUGGACGGCGUCGUGAACACGAAGCAGCCGGAACCAGCGGUUGGCGACGGCGUUGAAGUCUGCAAAGAACCCUCAAGAACCAAGACUAGCCCCGGAAGAACAAGGUAAAAAUCCUAAUUUUCUAGUAUAAUGUUCCAAUGUCAAGUGUCAAGGAUGAGAUUCAAAUGAUAAUUUGCUGGGGCCUUAUGCAGUAUACUGAAUUUAUGUUUUAUGAUUUAGUCAAUAGCCAAGGAAUGUUAUUGAUAGAUUCAUUGGGAUGGGACACGGAGUUUGAUUACGCAAUAGUUGUAACCCAGCGAAGUGAGGUUUUAUGGCCAAUCAAACUGUAUGGGUAUGCCAUGUGAGCAUUCAGUGGUGGAGCUACCAAAGAAAAGCUGGGCGGGCCACAGAGUAGAAACAGUGCUAUCAAAUUGGAAAUCAGUGCAUUGUUGUGUGCUGGGCUUCAUACAAUUAUUAUUUUUGCUUCGGUCCUGGGAGGGCCAUGGUCCAUCCGGCCUUGCCGUAGCUCCGCCGGUGUUAGCAUUACAACAACAUGCUCAGCUCAUGAAUAUGCCACAGAUGUUCGUCUGUCAAUCAGUUGAUGUGAGGCUGUGCCUUGUUCUGAAUUUAGUAAGAUAUGAAAUUUCUGACUACAAAUUUACAAUUGCUUGGUGUAUGCUCCAAAGGUUUAAUGUUGUUUGCAUUAAAAGCCAGCAUGUUGACAGGUGUUGCCAUUUGCCUGCUUGCGUGUGAAGAGGAAAACACACAAAUUCAAAUUUUAACAACAAGGGCAGGAGGUUUGCCCAAGCUGUGUAUAUAAGCAGGGAGUUGAGGGGCAGGACUGCAGGAAGACUCAGUUUCAGUCAUCUACGCGAAGGUGUAGUUGGAGCAAGAUCAAGUUUUAGUGGGAGGAGAAAUAGAGUGAAUGGCUCCGACCGAGUUAUCUAGCACCUCCUCUGCGGUUACGCGUCUCAGAACAUACUCCUGAUGAUGGUGGAUUAACAGCUGAAGCGGAUGCGUCCGAAUCGUCUGUGAAUCAAGCGAUAUGAUCAGGCAUGGCUGUCAGUGCAGCUUCAGGUGCCGUGACGGUGCAGGAAGUGAUUGAUGCCUGUAGAAGGUUUGAUCACUUUCAUAUAUCUGUGGAUCAACCUGAAGAUUCCAGCUCACAGUGCUGACAAGGGACUGUUUGCUUGUUUCUCUCUACAAAAAUUUGAGUCAUGCCAAAACAUGAUAGAAAUAGAAGUCAAGACUGUUAUGUCCAAAAUUUAUCAAAUUAAACGUAGAUGCUUCCUACCAUGCAGAGGAGGGAUCCGGGGCGACAGGUGCUGUCCUACAGGACGAUAAAGGCCAUUUUAUUGCUGCUCAAUGUAGAUUCAUUCCGGUGGCAGCUGAUGUAACGGCAGUUGAGGCCAUGGCAAUGCGAGGUGGUUUAAACUUAACAUUUGGGAUUUAACAGAAUCGAAGCGGAAUCUGAUUCUUUGAGUGUGGUGAAUUAUUGCCAGGGGCAAAAUCAAUGGUGGGAUGCAGCAGCAGCAAUAUUUGCAGAAUGCAUUGAUACAACAACAUCAAUAGGGAAGGUCAUCCUUUUGCAUUGUUAUCGUGAUGCUAAUUCAGUAGCUCAUGAGCUAGCUAAAUUCAGUUUUUGUAAUUAGAGUAAUGAUAAUUGGACUGAUGAACCUCCGGGUUUCCUUAUCAGCCAAUUAGUGAACGAUGUAAUUAUUUUGUGAUUUAAUAAAGCUAGCCAUGAUGGCCUUUCUCCAAA